CUGGGAUUUUGCUGCCGGGCUCCCUCUCUCUGCGGCCCUAUAGUUAAUUCCAUCAGCCGAGAUGAACCUCUAGUCUUGCUUUGAAAAAGCCAUUUUGUGUAACCCUUGCCUGUGAAUCUUUUCCUAAUACACCUGUUUGGGAGGAUCACUGACUGAGUAUGUCAUCUGAGAGAUACUUUUUGUUGACCAAGUACCGGUGAUUAGAGAAGAGAGUGGUUUUAGUUAUUACUUUUUUUUUUUUAAUCAUUAUGAACAUUGGCUUUUCCCUUCUGAAGUAAACAUGUUGAAAACGGAGUCAUCAGGUGAACGGACCUCUCUCCGAAGUGCCUCUCCUCACAGGAAUGCAUACCGAACCGAGUUCCAGGCAUUGAAAAGCACCUUUGACAAACCCAAGUCAGACGGGGAGCAAAAAGCAAAAGAAGGUGAGGGCUCCCAGCAGAGCCGAGGGAGGAAAUAUGGCUCCAAUGUCAAUCGCAUUAAAAACCUCUUCAUGCAGAUGGGGAUGGAACCCAGUGAGAAUGCUGCAGUCAUUGCCAAAGCCAGGGGGAAAGGGAGACCUCCUUCCCCGCAGAGAAGGAUGAAGCCCAGAGAGUUUCUGGAGAAGACAGACGGCUCAGUGGUUCAGUUGGAGCCCUCUGUCUCAGAGCGAAUUAGUAGAUUUGACACCAUGCACGAUGGCCCUUCCUAUUCCAAGUUCACAGAAACUCGCAAGAUGUUUGAGAGAAGUGUGUGCGAAUCAGGACACAAUAACCGCUAUUCCCCAAAGAAAGAAGAGAAAGCUGCAGGGAGUGAGCCCCAGGAUGAUUGGGGCGGGGCCAAGUCCAACAGAGGUAGCACGGAUUCCUUGGACAGUCUUAGCUCCCGAACGGAGGCGGUCUCCCCAACUGUGAGUCAACUGAGUGCAGUAUUUGAGAACUCCGAUUCUCCCAAUGCCCUUUCAGAGAAGGGGGAAAACAACGAAGAGUACUCCGUGACUGGGCAUUAUCCACUGAAUUUGCCACCCACGGUUACCAAUCUUGAUACUUUUGGUCACCUUAAGGAUUCUAAUUCUUGGUCUCCUUCAAACAAAGAAGGUUCUGAUGCAGAGGAUGCUCAGAAGAGCAAAAUAGCUCCAGCACCAGAAGUGGCCUCUAAAGGUACCCUAGUUUCAAUGUCUAGUGAGGGGACACAGCAGAGCCAGGGAGCCAAGGACUCAAGACCUAACCAAGAGACGACUGGCAGAAUUGGCCAAGAUGUUCUUGAAGAGCCGUGUGCUGGAAAUAAGGCAACGCCAGAGCCUGAAACCUGUUCGCCCUCAAAUGAAACUUUAGGAGAUGCCGAAGCUAAUUUGGUUGGGGAUGAUGCAGCAAAGCAUCAGAGAAAAGAACUUGGAGGCGGUGAUUUCCCUUCUGGUGAUGCUCCUGGAUCCACUUAUGGAAAAGAAACACCUGAAGAUGUAAAUAAUUCUGAGAGUUCCCAUGUUUACAUGCACAGUGACUAUAAUGUGUAUAGAGUAAGAUCCAGGUAUAAUUCAGACUGGGGAGAGACGGGCACCGAACAGGAUGAACAGGAAGAUAGUGAUGAAAACAAUUACUGUCAACCUGAUAUGGAAUACUCAGAAAUUGUUGGGUUGCCCGAAGAAGACGACAUCCCAGCAAAUAGAAAAAUCAAGUUUAGUAGUGAGCCAAUUAAGGUUUUCAACACCUACUCUAACGAGGACUACGACAGGAGGAAUGAGGAAGUGGACCCUGUAGCUGCUUCAGCCGAGUAUGAACUUGAGAAACGGGUAGAAAAACUGGAACUUUUCCCCGUAGAGCUAGAGAAAGAUGAAGACGGCCUUGGAAUAAGUAUCAUUGGAAUGGGUGUUGGAGCAGAUGCUGGCCUUGAAAAACUGGGAAUAUUUGUCAAGACAGUAACAGAAGGUGGUGCUGCUCAGCGGGAUGGCAGAAUCCAAGUCAAUGACCAGAUUGUGGAAGUGGAUGGAAUCAGCUUGGUGGGUGUUACACAGAAUUUUGCGGCUACAGUUCUCAGAAACACCAAGGGCAAUGUCAGAUUUGUGAUUGGACGGGAGCGACCCGGACACGUGAGCGAGGUGGCCCAGCUGAUCAGCCAGACCCUGGAGCAGGAGAGGCGGCAGCGCGAGCUGCUGGAGCGGCACUACGCCCAGUACGACGCGGACGACGACGAGAACACUGUGCCCGAAUUGCAAGGAGUCUCUGGCAACUUCAAUAACAGUAACAACUGUUUUCUUAAGACAGGGGAAUAUGCCACUGAUGAAGAGGAGGAUGAGGUAGGGCCAGUCCUUCCUGGCAGUGAGAUGGCCAUUGAAGUCUUUGAGCUGCCUGAGAAUGAGGAUGUGUUUUCUCCAUCAGACUUGGACACAAGCAAGCUCAGUCACAAGUUCAAAGAGUUGCAAAUCAAACAUGCAGUCACAGAAGCUGAGAUUCAAAAAUUGAAGACAAAGCUGCAAGCGGCCGAAAAUGAGAAAGUGCGGUGGGAGCUAGAAAAAACCCAACUCCAACAGAACAUAGAAGAGAAUAAAGAAAGAAUGUUGAAGCUGGAGAGCUACUGGAUUGAGGCGCAAACCUUAUGCCACACAGUGAACGAGCACCUCAAGGAGACGCAAAGCCAGUAUCAGGCCCUGGAAAAGAAGUACAACAAGGCCAAGAAGCUGAUCAAGGACUUCCAACAAAAAGAACUUGAUUUCAUCAAAAGACAGGAAGCUGAAAGAAAGAAACUGGAAGAUUUGGAAAAAGCUCACCUGGUGGAAGUUCAAGGCUUACAAGUACGGAUCAGAGAUCUGGAAACUGAGGUGUUUAGGCUCCUGAAGCAAAAUGGCACUCAAGUUAACAAUAACAACAACAUCUUUGAGCGAAGAACAUCUCUUGGUGAUGUCUCUAAAGGAGAUGCCAUGGAGAAUUUGGAUGUCAAGCAAACGCCUUGUCAAGACAGCUUAAGUCAAGACUUGAAUGAAGCGGUCCCAGAGACGGAACGUCUGGAUUCAAAGGCCCUGAAAACCCGGGCCCAGCUCUCUGUGAAGAACAAACGCCAGAGGCCCUCCAGGACAAGACUCUGUGACAGUGUCAGCUCCACGGAUGGGGAGGACAGUCUUGAGCGCAAGAAUUUCACCUUCAACGAUGACUUCAGCCCCAGCAGCACCAGUUCGGCUGACCUGAGUGGCUUGGGAGCAGAACCGAAAACGCCCGGGCGCUCUCAGUCCUUGGCGCUGUCAUCGGACGAGAGCCUGGACAUGAUAGAUGAUGAGAUCCUUGAUGAAGGACAGUCUCCCAAACUCAGUCAUUGGCAAAACCGGUCCGUUCGUGAAUGGAGUGUGCAGCAGGUUUCGCACUGGCUGAUGAGCCUAAAUCUGGAGCAGUAUGUAUCUGAAUUCAGCGCCCAGAACAUCACUGGAGAGCAGCUCCUGCAGUUGGAUGGAAGUAAACUUAAGGCUCUUGGAAUGGCAUCCUCCCAGGACCGAGCAGUUGUCAAAAAAAAACUGAAGGAAAUGAAGGUGUCUCUCGAGAAGGCUCGGAAGGCUCAAGAAAAAAUGGAAAAACAAAGAGAGAAGCUGCGGCGCAAGGAACAAGAUCAAAUGCAGAGGAAGACCAAAAAGACCGAGAAGAUGGCUUCAGACGCCACCCAAGGCGCUAGUGAGCAGUAACACACACUCCGGGAAUGAGGGUGGAGCUACUCUGAGUGGUGUCCCUGCCUCCACCUUCUCUGGAGGACAAAAAAAGAGAGACUGGUGACAGGGGAGCAUUACUCUAAGCAGAUUGAGGAACCACAUCACUGCAUUUUUUGCAAUAAUUGUACACACUCUUAAAUUUAACAUGCUGAAAUUAAUCCCAAGCUAACUUUGUUUAAUUAACAAACCAGGCAUCUCAUUUGUGAGAGCUUUGUUUCCCUCUUCUCUUACUUACCAACCAUCUUGCAUUGUGUCGGGUGUGUGGUACCACUCGAAGAACCAGCGUGGCACUGCACACCAGGAGCACGGUACCGCCCCAUGCCGUGACUGCAGCACCAUGCGUCUCCAGUUAGGGUUACUGGGACCGGGCCCUUGCACCACUCAACUGUGGGAUCUGGGGUCAGUACUUUCUUCUGGCCUGUGGAAUCUGCUCCAGUGUGUGGCAAAGGUCCCCCUUCCCUUCACCCCAGUGUCUAGGCACUGAGGCAGCUCCACGCUGGAAAUGUGGGUGCUCUGUCGCAAGGGAGAAGGGAAGCAGGCAUUUCUGCUUGCUAGGUGGGCCUGAGAAAAAGAGUAAAGAUUUGCAGUCUUGGGUCCACCCCAGAAGGAAACUAGGCCUUAAAAAAUGCGGAUCAUGUGGGUGAUUACCUCUAGGUAGUCAAGCAAAGGAGCAAUGCGACACUCUGGCGGCCAGGGGUGGUUGGGGUCCAUCAUUUGCUUUGCUGUGCGCCAUGUUCGGUAUUUCAAUCACACUGACACACCAUACGGGUCCCCCACCCCCACCCCACCCCAACAAAUUCUGAACAGGAAAUUGAUUUUUAAGGAAACCUGUAUUUUCAGGCUCCUCUCCUGGGGAACAUGCUGGCCGAUCUUCGCCUGACUAUGAUGCAAUCGGGGACACGUCACGUGUUUUCUGCCGUAGAUUUCCCAGAGGGGCUCCGUUAAUGUUUGAACAAAUGCACUUUUAAAAGAAAUAGAAAUACUAGCUAGAGAAAAUUUAGAUUUAAGUAACAUUCAGCCUGAGAACCACAUUUUUUUUUGAGCAAACAGUGUUCCUGCAAAGGAUAGCUGUCACUUAUAUUGUAGAGAUGUGUUUUGAAUGGUUUUUCUGAACCAUUAUCCCCGAUACUUUAGUGAGUUCCACUUUAUAAUUAAAGCGGAUUUAAGGAACUACAAAUUAUACUUAUUUCAAAGCCGGUUUUAAGGCUUUCAGUAUUUCACCAAAUAAAGUUCAAGAGUCUGGGGAGAAAGAGGAAAUGACCUCAUUGAGAAAUUUCAAAUGAUGGGGUUUGGUUUGGUUUGGUUAUUUUUUUUUGUUUUUUAUUUUUGUGUGCACGUAUCUGGUUCUCUUUGCUGCAUGGGCUUUAAUAAUGAGGUCAUCCUCUGACCUUUGCAAAAUGAGGCUUGAAGUAUUUUGCUCCCUUUAUUACAUGGUUCACUGCGUAGCCACUGUAGUACUGCUACCUUCUACUGAACGCAUGGUAGUCACUGAGUUUGGGGGGAAACAUUUGAAGAUUUCAGGUUACAAAUCGUUGGAGGGGGUGCCUGCCCAUAACAGCCCCAUCUCAUAUUUUGAACAUUGUGAUUUAUUGUUGUUUUACUUGUCUGAAUAACUCAGUUCUAGUGUUAGACGUUUAUAACCCUGUUCGUCCCCUCAGGGCGGGUUCCUUUACGGCCUGAGUGGUGUCUGUUAAGCUUCUGCCUUGUACUCAGUAGGUCUGGGCAUCACCCUAUCCUCAGAAGUGCUGGCAUUAUGGAGCACGCUAUUUCUCCGUUUUCAACGAUCAAAGCCAUCAUGUAGUUUUUCUGUCUAUCGUUAUUUGGGGUACGAUAAUGAAUUCACCACCUGGAUGGGAUGUUCUGUUACCAUCUUGAGAUGUCUGCUGCUUUGCUGUUUAUUACUACCACAAGAAACUCUAACAUGGGGCAAACCCCUCUCAUGCUGAAAGAUCGCAUUCGUCAGCAUCUCGUCUUACUAAAGCUUAUUAUGGUGAAGGCUGGCGAUUUUUGCUUGAUUUUGGAAAAAGGAACCUGGAUCACACUGGAAAUUCCACUGUUUUCAUUUCAAGAGUGGAAAUAGAAGAUGAGUGAUUAGCAUAAGCUAGGUUUACACAUGGUCAAUAUUUGAAAAUAGGUGUAUAUACUGGAAAUGUCUAUAAGUCUGUCUCUGCACAUAAUUUAUGAUCUGUUAUAUUGAGUUUACUUAGCUGUCUUAAAAAGAUUCAUCUGUAUUUAUUUACUUUUAGUUUUACAAGCCCAACAUUAUGUUCAGUGUCCAACUGUCAUGAUGAUAAAAUGAAAAUCUUAUUUUUCAAAUCACAUAGCCUGUAACUGUGGAUUUUUUUUAAAGUUAAACUGGUAAUUUCAGAUUGUACUGAGUUUUUUUAGCAUUGCUUCUUACUAGUGUCAAAAUUGUACAGGGGCACUUGGUGUGAAUCUCUUAGGAAAAGGAUGAAAUACACACUGACGGACCGAGAGGCGUGUGAGAAGAAGACGGAGGCCGCAUCUCCUGCGCACUUUGUUUUCCUAAUUGCGCGUCUAGUGACCUUGAAGCAUGAUGCCUAGUGGAUACUGUUUUGCACCAUUUCUACUUUAAUGCUAGUGCUUUUUAGUGUCCGUCUAAUUUAACACAUAAACCUUCAAGAUUUUGUAGUUUUUUAAAUGAAUGAUCAAAUCGGGGCAAAAGAGAGUAUUUGACCAUGAUGAACUGUAUUCCCUAAAGGGCAGCUCAGUAUGAUACUAACAGCAGCCACAGGUAUUUGGGGAGAUGAUAGUGCUUUGCUUUUGAGUGGUGGUGUUGGUAAAGAAUAGCAAACAUGUCAUGGACUACCAGGGGAACAGGUAAAUCAGUCACGGGCAAAGUAUAGGUAGAAUGCUCCUACGACGCAACGAUGGGACUUCAUCUCAUGUUAUUUAGACAGCUUUCCAGGAGGAACCAGUCACGCUUGGUGUGAAGCGUAGACGGGCAGCAAAGAGGAGGCUGGUUCUCAUGAGAUGCGUGGACACAGUGGCUCUAACACGGGGAGAAUGGCGUAAGAGCAGGCAGUGCUUCCUUCUGUGCGGCGGGUCCCUGUGAGUCAGAAGUGACCAUCACAAUGACAAUGCUCUGUGGAGUAGAAGACAUGUAGUGAGUCCUGGUUGUGGAUAGAGAACAUUCUACAAGCUGAGUCUCUGGGUUUCCAGCAGAUUACUCUGUGUAAGACGAUUCCCCAUACAAUAUCUCAAUUUAUGUCAUGCAUUUCUCAUCCCUUGUUUGGUCGUAAUCAGAGGUAUCUUACUACUGAGUGAUAAAAAGCUAGGGCUGAAGCUUAAUUUUGCCUCUCCUAACACAUUGAGGGCUUUGUAGGUCGUUUCCUGAGGGUAAGCUAUUGAGUCUAACUUCCUUGUUCUGGGAUGAACACUGGUUCUCCACCUUCAUCACCACGUGAGCAUUUUUAAUGCCCACACAGGUUCCUGAUUGAACUAGGAUAGUAUUAAUGCCAAACUUUCUUUUCCACAGAUAUGGAGACAAUCUCCAGUGUGCUUCCUUGUGGUUGUUUCGGAAAGAGAACACGUUAGGAACCAAUUAGCCCUGGGGACCCUGUAGCCUUCUCAUGAGUGAAAUCUGAAAAUAUCCCAGACCCAAGCUAGGAAAAUGGCCCCAGUUGGAUCUAGUACCUCAGCCUUUAUGGUUUUUGCUGAAGACAAAAAAACCCUUAGCUAAGUUCUUUGGGCGACUGUAUUAGCAUGUGAUUUAAAAAUAUAGUUAAAGGGGCCAAUGAAACUUUGAAUAUAUGUGGAGAUUCAAACUCCUGAGUGUUAAUGGUAAUAUAGACCAAACUUCGAGACUAAUUUUUAGCAAAUGUGUUAAAAAAGAUUCUACAGCAAGCCCAACAAUCCUAAGCGAAACCUCUAUAGGUACCUUGGGUGUGUUGUAGUCCCCAUCAUUAAACUUAGAUUUUGCAUAAUGACCGAAUUCCACCUGAGCUAACUGAAGGCACCUUCCCACAGAGCAGCAUCUUGGAGGUAUUGCACUUUGGCGGUCAGUGGUUCCCAGAAUUCCUGGUGGCUUCUGCCUUCCUACUCAAACCUUAGUGCUCGCUGAAACUUGUCUUUGAUCAAGGAACUAUAAGGACAUGCUUCGAAAGCUAAGCAGUGAGGGGUGAGAUCUAGUGUGAAGCACCCAUCUUUCUGUUAGAAUAGUUCCGCGUUGCUGAGGCUAGGUUAAGAGAGAAUCUCCAAAGAGACAGUAUUACAGGACAUCUGGAUGUGCUCCUCGUCAUCAGCCAGGGCAUGUCAGCAGAUUUGUUUCCAUUCAUCUUAGGGAUUUGCAUUCUCAGGAAAAUUAGUCGUGGUCGAAACCACUGGAGAAAAACAGUAACACUAGGCUAAACACCUUGAGUAACUUGAAAUAACGGCACAAAAUCGGCCCAACAACAAAGGUGGAGGACAAAGGACAAGCCUGCCCAAUCAAUUCUCCCUGGGGAAUGACGUGCUCCAGUUGUACUUUGGGGUAGACAGAGAGUUCCCAUGUGCCUGUGAUUGGGUGUUUGGCGGGUAUGUUGAGGGUUUGGUGGCUCUAUAAGUGAGGGCACGCAUAAGCAGAGCAUGUUACUUCUUCUGGGUGCCCAGCUUAGGGACGGAAAGCAGCAUGAUGAUUUCCAGUCAUGGGUCCUGUCUGGCCCCAGAACUAUAAGGGAAUCAAGAAUGAAUAAUAAACCAACAAACAACUUCUUAAUAAUUUGCAUGCCACUUAUGUAGAUGUACAGAGCUCCCUGUGCGCGAACCUUACACAGCAGUCACAGGGCAUAAACAAAAAGCACUGUAUCUGGGGCUUGGUCAUGUCAUUUGUGACCCACAGUCGUACUCAUAGCCUUAUUGCCACUUUUUGUGUUGUGUGUACAUUGAGAUUUUAACAGAUUUUUUUAAUGUAAGUAUUUCUACUAAAUGCACUUGACUUUCUUCUACAUGUUGAUAUAUUUUGGUAAAUUUUAUUCCUUAGAUACCUGAUAUUAAAAAAAAAAGAUACACUGUCCUCAGCUAUUUGAUUAGUGUUUUGAAGUCAAGAUCGCACUUUGCUGCGCGGGGCCUCAGCAGGGUGUGCAGCUUGGGCAUAUUCACUUACAGACUGGAGUUUUCUUGACGAAGAGUUACACUGUGUUCUCACGCAUCUGCUGCCACUUCUCCACCAACAUAUUUGGUAGCUGUGCUGACUAACUACUGACUGAUAGCAGCCCCUGCCAGGACACGGCCACUUCUUCUUUUUGGUCCCAAAUGGCGGCAUGGUUUAAUGAUCAAUGCCAAAAUUAGUGCAGUGGGCAUGAGCGUGUGUAUGUUGUUGGAAGGUGGAUCCUUCUGCUUAGUUCCAUUAUUUUAGUCCUACCACCUAGGUUUUCUUUAAAGAUUUUAUCAUCAUUCAUAGAAGAACAAUUGGGAAAAAAGAAAAUAAUAAUGAAAUUACCUAAAUCGUUGGAAUUGAGAUACUCCAAGUACAUAGCACUUCCCAACAGCGUCAGACUUAGUGCUUAGUGAAAUCUCUUCAACGUUUUGGUAUCUUUUCCCUCAAUGUUAUUUAAUGUCACAGCGACUGCUUUUGUGUGUUUUGGUGGCAUCGCAAUGGAACCACUAAUACAUCUGCUACAUAUGACUAACGAAAUGGGCAGCCGGGUGGGAGGGGGUGAAUUUUGUUUCACUGUAAGAAGUUGAUUUGUUUUCAUCUUACUUUAUAUAUCAUUAAAGGAAAAGAGUUGUUUAAAAAAUAAUUUUAAGUCAAAUAAGUAUGGAUAGCAUGUUAUCUGAAACUUUUAAUUUACACAUUUGGAUGGCGAAUCAUUUGCAUGGUAGAGACAAUAGUGCCACGUCUGAAUUGUCCCCUUGUGCUUGGUUAAUGUACCGCUCUAGGUCCUUCUGUCUCCAAUGACAUUCCUUGCUCUGUGGUUUUCAGAGACACUCAAAGAAAAGUACCGCAGUGGUCUUUUGUUUUCUAACCAAUCUAAAAAUACCUGUGAUUAUAUUUAAUUUGUUAGUGUAUAUACAUUUCUUGCCAAUGAGUAUUAUUGUUCUUAGACAACGAAUGCAAUAAAAAAAAGAAAGAGAAAUA
This is a messenger RNA of Echinops telfairi (small Madagascar hedgehog), 9743 nucleotides long. It is a transcript of the gene PPP1R9A, whose product is annotated as protein phosphatase 1 regulatory subunit 9A. Bases 281 to 3640 code for a protein of 1119 amino acids. Gene Ontology annotation, molecular function: actin filament binding. Gene Ontology annotation, biological process: neuron projection development; calcium-mediated signaling; actin filament organization. The transcript has 17 exons. Lineage: Eukaryota; Metazoa; Chordata; Mammalia; Afrosoricida; Tenrecidae. Gene Ontology annotation, cellular component: dendrite; actin cytoskeleton; cytoplasm. The record is from RefSeq and is a predicted model, not a curated record.